UUGAACUUCUUAAGUGUAAAUUGCUCGUUAGCUUCUGCUCGAGAAAAUUUCGUGAAACCCAAAAUCCGCAACAAACCAAAAUGAAAUUCUUCUUGCUGUUGGCCUUGGCCCUCGUGGGCAUUGUUGCUGGAGCUCAGCUGCCCGACUCCGCCACCCAGGGACCCAAUCCCCAGGACAUCGCCACUCCCGAGCCUGAGUACAUUGACAUCGAUGAGCCCGCCCCGGCCGCUCCUGCCGCUCGUCCCGUAGCCGCUGCUCCCCGUCCCGUCUUCGCUGCCCCCGCUCCCGUCGUGGCUCGUCCUGUGGCCCGUCCCGUGACCGUGGCCCAGUCCUUCGUGCAGCAGCCCGUGGUCCAGCAGCCGAUCGUGCAAAGGGCCCAGUACCUGGCCCCGGUGGCCCAGCAGGUGGUGGUGCCGCAGCAGCAUCUGGUGGGGCACACCUACAACAGCAGGGCCGGCUACCAGUACCGCCGACCAGUCUACAACGAAACCAUCAAAGAAACGACCAACAAGAACAAGCCAAGAUCAAAAGCAUAAAGAGCGAAGUACAAAGAGACAAAUGAUGUUCUAAAGACAAAGAUCGAAAAACGAAGUAUUCAGUUAUUGUUGAAUUGCCCAGUAAAGUACGAAUAAAUAAACGUAAAUUAUUUGUAAAAAUGAUAAACAAA
Molecule: messenger RNA, 667 nt
Organism: Drosophila ficusphila
Lineage: Eukaryota; Metazoa; Arthropoda; Insecta; Diptera; Drosophilidae
Product: induced stolen tip protein TUB8
Exons: 3
Coding region: 81-536 (151 amino acids)
Source: RefSeq, a predicted model, not a curated record